Messenger RNA from Sclerotinia sclerotiorum 1980 UF-70, 906 nucleotides. RefSeq lists its product as hypothetical. Gene Ontology annotation, biological process: protein transport. The record is from RefSeq and is a predicted model, not a curated record. The transcript is spliced from 2 exons. Bases 1 to 906 code for a protein of 301 amino acids. NCBI's taxonomy places the organism in Eukaryota, Fungi, Ascomycota, Leotiomycetes, Helotiales, Sclerotiniaceae.
AUGGCCCCUUCUUCAACCAUAAUCUCCAAACUCAAGGUCCAAUUGAAGCUCUCGAUUGCUCGCCUUCGUAUGGUACAGCAGAAAGAUGAAGCUGUUUCGAAGCAACAACGUAGAGCUAUGGCUCAACUUCUGGAGACUGGGAAAGUAGAAUCUGCAAAGAUUCGGGUCGAGAAUAUUAUUCGAUCUGACAUUACUACCGAACUUCACGAAAUCCUCGAGCUCUACUGCGAGUUACUCCUUGCGCGGACGGGACUUAUGGAAUCAUCACUCUGCGAUCCGGGUUUAGAGGAAGCUGUGAAAAGUUUAAUAUAUGCGGCGCCCAGAACAGAGAUUAAAGAAUUACAACAAGUGCGAGCAUUACUGUGCGAGAAGUACGGGAAGGAGUUCGCAUUGCAAGCUAUGGAGAACAGUGACGAGAAGGUAUCAGAGAAAGUAUUAAAGAAGCUUUCUAUUACUCCGCCGGCGCAAGAAUUAGUGAACGGGUAUUUGGAGGAGAUUGCUAGGACGUACGGAAUUGACUGGCCAAAAAGAGCAAAGGAAGAUCUUGGACAAGGCCCGGAAUUCGUAGAUGAUGACGAUGACGAGAACCCGAGUGGCGGACAGGCACAGAAGAACUUGGAGGCGCCGCUGGUAGUAGAUGGUAGAGCCGAUGAGGAAAGAGAGGAGUUAAUUAAAGCUACUCCGCCAAAAAACUUUGGACCAUCGAGCCCAUUGAGAGUUAACCCACCCAGCCCCAGGACGGACAAUUUACACCCCAGAGUGCGUGGAGCGUUAGAUCUAAAGCCAACAAAAAAGAUGCAAACUGUAAACGCUCAAAAACCUGGCCUCCAAAGUAAAGGCCCAGUUGGUGGUACGAUACCAGAUGUGGAUGAGUUAGCGGCGAGAUUUGCAGCACUAAAGAAAUAA